This is a messenger RNA of Chelonia mydas (Green sea turtle), 3273 nucleotides long. RefSeq names its product ubiquilin-1. Gene Ontology annotation, cellular component: cytosol. Gene Ontology annotation, molecular function: polyubiquitin modification-dependent protein binding. The transcript is spliced from 2 exons. The record is from RefSeq and is a predicted model, not a curated record. NCBI's taxonomy places the organism in Eukaryota, Metazoa, Chordata, Testudines, Cheloniidae. Gene Ontology annotation, biological process: ubiquitin-dependent protein catabolic process. The coding region runs from base 1353 to 3011 and encodes 552 amino acids.
GAAGCAGCGCUCAGCAGUGACUUGCUAUGGCUGGCGGCCAGCGAUGGAGAUUUUACGCUUCCUAAACAUACCCGGCUCCUCGGUGACUGAAAUGCAGCAAGAGGGACGUUAUAACCCGGCAGUGCUGCAUUGCCUCCAGGGCGUGUCCCAUAAGGGGCACCAAACUCCUCAGCCUUCCAGAGGGGCUUUGCCCUGAAGACAGGCCCCCCUGGGAGGUAGAGGGAAGGGUAAAUGGCUGUAGCUCUCACCAUCAACUCCUUUGAUGGUUACAAACCUUCCUCUAAUUUCAAGCCUAAACUUGUUGAUGGCCAGUUUCUACCCAUUUGUUCUUGUGUCCACAUUGGCACUUACCUUAAAUAACUCCUCUCCCUCCCUGGUAUUUGUCCCUCUGAUGUAUUUAUAGACAGCGAUCACACAACCUUUUGAAUUUUGCAUGCCAGCAAUCUGGUUCCAUUUUGGUUUAAGUGGAACUCAUCCCUCCUGUAUAGACCACUCUCCCUCCAAAAGGUUCCCCAGUUCCUAAUAACCCUAAAUCCCUCCUCCCUGCACCACCAUCUCAUCCACACAUGGAGACCUGCAGCUCUGCCUGUCUGACUGGCCCUGCACGUGGAACUGGGAGCAUUUCCGAGAAUGCUGCCAUGGCGGUCCAGGGCUUCAGUCUCUUACCUAGCAGCCUACAUUUGGCCUCCAGGACCUCUCUCCUACCUAUCCCUAUGUCGUUGUACCUACAUAUACCAUGACCACCGGCUCGUCCUCAGUAAGGUUAUCUAGAUGUCUCAUGAGAUCCACUACCUUUGCACCCAGCGGGCAAUUCACCGUGUGGUUCUCCCAGCCAUCGCAAACCCAACUAUCUAUAUUUCUAAUAAUGAAAUCCCCCAUUGCUAUUGCCUGUUUCUUCCUAAUAAUUGGGGUCGCUGCCCUGGAGGGGUGUUGUCAGUCUGAGAGGAGACCAUGACAUUAUCAGGAAGGUGGAUCCCCUUUGCUGCAGCUUGAUGCUUCCUGCCCCAAGAUUUACCUUCUCCUUAACAGCACCAGGGGCAUUUGCUUCCCAGCUCACAUUACCUGUUCAUGGUAGCGACAUUGGUGUUGGCCCUUGCACCCCACCUGCGGACUACUUACUGCAUGGGGAAUAAGGCAGGUGUCCAUGUGGUUUCUUGCUUACAGUGACAUCAGCAGGGAUGUCACAAUCCACCCGGGCAGAGCCAGGAGGUUAGGAAGCUGUGAGCAGAGGGGCAGCAUGGGGCGGUGCACCAGCUGGCAUGAGUGCUCUGGAUCUGGUCUCUAGACAUUCCCAGCCCCUCUGAGUCUCUGGUCUCUCUGAUCUCCCGGAAGGGACCAGCAUCGGGUUAACCAUGGCUGGAAAGGGACAGGGCCCUGGCGGCAACCCUGCAGCGUUCCAGAUCAUCAAAGUGACCGUGAAGACCUUCAAGGAAAGGGAGGAGUUUGCAGUGUGGGAGAACAGCACCAUCGCCGACUUUCGGGGCGAAAUCGCCAAGCGCUUCCAUGCUCCCACCAACCUGCUCUUCUUGAUCUUUGCUGGGAAAAUUGUGAAUGACCAAGAUACUCUCAGCCAGGCUGGGAUCCAUGAUGGAUUCACCAUCCACCUCGUCAUCAGGCCGCAAACGAGAGCAGACGACCAGCCAGCCACCCUUCCAGCACCAGCCAACAGCGCGUCCCUGGGCAGAGGCCCCCCUGGCUCAGCUGGUCUGGCAGAUCGGAGCAUGCUCGGUGGGAAUGCACCCAGCCUUUUAGGUUUCCUAAAUGAGCUCCAGCAGCUUCUGGUGGUCAACCCCGAAAUGAUCCUACAGAUUCUGGAAAAUCCCUUGGUCCAGAGGGUGCUGUCAAACACCGACCUGAUAACACAGUUCUUAAGGGAACACCCCCUGUUCCAUCAGUUUGUGCAGCAAAAUCCAGGGGUCAGCCACAUCUGGACCAACCCAGCCCUCAUGCGAGAAACGAUCGAGUUCGUUAGGAACGCAGCGAUGAUGCGGGAAAUAUUGAGAAACAGGAGCCAGACUCUGCUGCUGGGUGGAGACAAAGUCUCAUGGCAAAUGCUUGCUGAUACUCCAAAACCAACGCUGAAUGGACCACAGGCGCAGUGUGCAAAUAACCCGUCCCAGAAAAAGCCAUCCCCAGCGGGGGUCAGCCAACCAUCCCACACAGAAAACAGAGACCCUUUGCCGAAUCCGUGGGCCUCUCAGUUUGGUCCCCAGAGUUCCACCCCUCAUCGCAACAGUGGCACUGAGGUUGGGAGUAUUCAUGUCAGCAACAGCCCAAACUGCAGCAUGGGGCAGAGCCCCUGGGUGCCGCCUGGAGGACCUGGAGUCGCAGCUGGGAUGUGUAACCCGCCGGAAGUGCAGAACGCCUUGCAAGCGAUAACCAGGAAUGCCCUGCCUUUCCAGAGCAUGCUAUCUGUCCCCUACAUGAGGAAUAUAAUGCAGACCUUGAGCCAGAACCCCAGUCUCAUUGUGCACUUCAUGCUGAGUAACCCCCGGUUCGCUGGAAUCAUGCAUCCCCAACAAGAAGUAGCGCGGCAGCUCCAAGCUCUCCUCCAGCUGCUGCACAGCCCAGACAUGCUGUUAGUGAUGGCAAACCCGAGAGCUACCAAGGCUCUGUCCCAGAUUCAGCAGGGUUUCCAUACCCUGGGGAUGGAAGUGCUAAGGUUUGCCCAAGGCAGAGCUCCUGGCUCAGGGGCAGCGGGAAGCCCUGCCGAUGGUGGAGAAGUAACUGGAACUGGUUCUGAGCCAUGUGAGAAUGCAAGCCCAGCACCAGGAUCAGCCGAGUCGGGGUGCCAGCUCUGUAACAUUGAGCAAAUCACGCAGGGUCUUGGUCAAGCAAGUCCCCCACUUCCCCAAACUCCAGAAACCCAGUUCCAGCAGCAGCUGGAGCAGCUCUACGUAAUGGGUUUCCUAAACCACGAAGCCAACGUACAAGCUCUGAGAGCAGCUGGAGGAGACGUCAACACUGCGAUUGACAAACUACUGGGCUCCCAGCCAUCCUGGCCAUGUUAGCCAUUCUGGUUUUGCUGAUGGCUCUGAAGACUAAGCUGCUUGGGGAUCUAUCCUUUGGACUCUUGUUACCCUCUCUUGCUAUAAACUAAAGCUGAUCACCAUGCGUCUUGAGCUGUAGUUUUCUUCAAGCAGUGGGGAAUCAAUGCCUCUGAGUUCAAAGCAAGCUUAGGGUGCACUGUGACUAUCAGCGAUCAUUAAUCCAUGAGCAUUGGUCUGUCUGGCCUAUAGCUCUCAAAAAUUAAUUUCCUAUUAAAAUAUUAGC